Messenger RNA from Leptosomus discolor (cuckoo roller), 586 nucleotides. Lineage: Eukaryota; Metazoa; Chordata; Aves; Leptosomiformes; Leptosomidae. The record is from RefSeq and is a predicted model, not a curated record.
UGGGAGUCCCCUGACAGAUGCAGGCUUGGCCCUCCUCAACCCUGCUCUCUCCAUCCACCCCUCGCUGGUGGCUCUGGAUCUAGGAGACUGCAUGCUGGGUGAUGAAGGCAUCAACCUUAUCUGUGGGCUCCUGCCGCCCGACGGGGCCAAGUCCGGCCUCAAGGAGCUAACGCUGAGUGCCAACCCAGGCGUCACGAGCAAAGGCUGGGGACGCCUGGCCAUUGCAGUGGCUCACAGUUCGCAGCUCCGUGUGCUGAACCUGGACUACAACCCCCUGGGUGACCAGGUAGCAGGGAUGCUCGCUGUUGCCGUGGCCUCCAGUCGAACCCUUGAAGUUCUGGACUUGGAAGGCACAGGCCUUACCAACCAGUCAGCCCAGACCUUGCUGGACAUGGUAGAGAAUUACCCCACGGCCCUGCGGACGCUCAUCCUGGCAGAGAACAACAUUAGUCCCGAGCUGCAGCAGCAGAUCUCUGACCUGCUCUCAGAGGGCGAGGAAGAGGAGGAGAUGGAGGCCCGUGAAGUCACAGCCAGGGAGAAGAACCCCUGGAUCUGCCAGAACAGUAAGAGCUCUGGGACCUGGGCU